AUGAUUGUGUGGCUUUUCAAAGCAAUAUCUUCUCUAGUGUGUCGAUCAUGGUUUUAUUUAUAUAUUGUUUUAUAUCGGAGAGUUAGUUUUUUUAUUACUCGUUAUCGUAGCUCACAACGUCUUACUUACCGUAAUGAGCAGUUGGAUAUUUUGUAUCUUAAGCGUAGGUUUCCGUUGAAUACUAUUCGUCUUGUUUGCUGUGACCCAUCAGUGAAUGAAGAAAGUAUUACUGCACUACGAAAAGUUGAUCGUGAACUUGUACUUGUUAAUAAUUGGUUGUCUUGUGAAAAAGUCGUUAAGAAACUUCAUCGUGAAGAAUGCAAAUCGGUUCUACUGAUUCUAGCCGAAUCAGUAGUCAAUCAAGUGUUACCUGAAAUUACUUCCGAUGUACACACGGUCUUCAUUCAUUCGCCCGAACAAACUAGUAAUGCCAAUCUUAUCAAUCAUCCAAAAGUGAACAGUAUUUGUCCUUCUUCUCCGGAAUUAAUUGAACAUGUUCAAGAUGUUUCGAAUUUACUUGAACAUGGAUACAUCAACGAAAAUGAGCAACAAUCACUACGAAAUCUUUCGAAGAAUACAGCUAAUUUUUUAUGGUUUCAUCUUUUUCGAAAUGUUAUUCGAUAUUUGAACAAAUCUGAAAAAGCAAAAAACGACAUGAUGAAACGAUUUCGCGAAUAUUUCAACAAUAAUAGUGAACAAUUGAAGAGAUUACAGAAUUUCGCUGAAAAUUAUCACUCAAGUUUUGCUUUGAUGUGGUAUACAGAACCUGCUUUUAUUUCUGAUGUGAUUAAUAAAGCUAUGCGAUCAUUGGAUAUCGAUGCUUUAUUCGAUUUACGUUACUGUAUUAUCGAUAUUUGUCAAUUACUUGAAAAAAGACCACGGCCAAAAGACAGUUUGACUGUAUAUCGCGGAGUUCUCAUGGACAAAGACAAAUUUGAGUCCAUGCAAACAUCAAUAGUCAAAGGUGAUCUCAUAUCUAUGCGUGGCUUCUUUUCUACAUCAAGUCAACGUCCCAUAGCUGAAAUGUUUGCAUCGAAUGAUAAAAACGAACUAAAUAAAGCUGAAAUUAUCUAUGAGAUUGAUGUUUCUUCAGAUUUAGAGCAUAUUAUUUAUGCUGAUAUUAGUGACUUAAGUCAAUUUCCUGACGAAAAAGAGAUUUUAUUUGAUCUCGAUUCAACGUUUGAGUUCAAAAAGAUUAUAACAGAUGAAAAGAAAAAAGAUCGAUACAUUAUUCAACUUCGUGCAACUGAUCGUGGUUGGCACUUAGCUGAAAAAUAUAUUUCCUAUAAUAAUCUAGAACUUACUCAACAAAUGCCUGAAAUACUUUUUGGACGAUUACUAAUUGAAAUGGGUAAUGCAGAUAAGGCUAUUUCGUAUUUUCAAGGAUUAUUGAUUCAAGCUAAUAAUCAAGAACAAGAUAGAAUCAAUGUUUUGUCAUCUACUACAUGUGCUAUUGUGAUGAAUAACAUCGGUCAUGCUUGGAAAAACAAAGGUGAUUUCGAUCAAGCCCUGCAAUGGUUUGAUUUAGCAGUGGAUAUACAAAAUCAAGAAUCUCAACCAAUCUACACUAUGCUUGCUUCUAUGACGAAUCGAGGUGUUAUCUUCAUGCUGCAAGGUAAGUAUGAGUUAGCAUUGAAUGCAUACCAACAAGUUCUUGAUAUUGCUAAUCAAUACCAAAUAAAUGGACAUUUAUCACACAUUUAUGCUAAUAUGGGAUCAAUCAAAGAUAUGCUAGGUGAAUAUGAGGAAGCAAUCAUUCUGCAUCAAAAAGCAGGUGAUGCUUUACGAACAGAAGGUGUACAUGAUGGUCAUCCAAGUAUGGCAGAAAAUCUACUGAAUAUAGCCUUCAUCUAUUUAAACCAAGCCCGAUGGAAUGAAGCAAUAAAAUUAUUGGAGGAGGCUAAAACAAUUUAUGAACAUAUCUUACCUUCCACGCAUCCUGAUAUUGCACGAACAAUCUUUAGUAUUGGUAUUGCACUAAGAUCGAAAAGAUGCUAUGAUGAAGCCUUUGAAUGCAUGGCUCGAGCAUUGAAAAUAUAUGAACAAGCCUAUGAUCAUGAACAUGCUCAUAUUGCUAAUACAUACAACUCGAUGGCCAAUAUAAACAGUGUUCAAAAUCGAUUUGAUCAAGCACUGCCGUUGUAUACAAAGGCUUACGAACAAUUUCGAAAAUUGUAUGGAACCGACGAACAUGCUGAUAUUGGUCGUGUACUCAAUAAUAUCGGUCAAGUAUAUCGAAAGCUUGAGGAUUUUCCACCAGCACUGGACUAUUUACAAAGAGCUUUACACAUUCGUCAAAUUACUCUCGGUGUCAAUCAUCCCGAUACGGCAACUACACUUGUCAAUUUGAGUUUGGUCUAUUAUGCUCAAGGUAAUUUAAGUACUGCAUUAGAUUAUGCAAAACGUGGUUUGAUCAUUCGACGAAAUAAACUACCAGUAGAUAAUGAAGACAUACAAGAAACCGAAGAUUUUGUUGCUCAAUUAGAACAAAAAAUUUCUAUUUCAGAUCAAACAUAA
Rotaria sp. Silwood2 is the source of this 2517-nucleotide messenger RNA. The record is from the annotation of a GenBank genome assembly. NCBI's taxonomy places the organism in Eukaryota, Metazoa, Rotifera, Eurotatoria, Philodinida, Philodinidae.